AUGGCCGACCAACAAGCGAACCGUUCGGCGGCCCCAGCCCCCUCUGGAGGCCCCGCGGCCGCCGCCGCCGGUCAGCAACCCGCCGCCGAGAAGAUGGAGACCGACCAGGAGGAGCAGCUCGACGAGGAGAUCCUCAAGAUGGCCCCCGAGGACCUGAAGAGCCGCUCGCAUCUGCUGGAGAGCGAGAUUCGCAUCAUGCGCUCUGAUGUGCAACGCAUCAGCCACUCGGUGCAGACACUGAAGGACCGCAUCAAGGAGAACAACGAGCGGAUCAAGGUGAACAAAACGCUGCCGUACCUCGUGUCGAACGUCAUCGAACUGCUCGAGCUCGAGGAGAAUGUGGAGGAAGAGGGCGCCAACGUCGAUUUGGACGCUCAUAAGACAAAAUGCGCCGUCAUCAAGACUUCCACUCGCGCCACCUACUUCUUGCCGGUCGUCGGCCUCGUCGACCCCAGCGAGCUGAAGCCGGGCGACCUCGUCGGUGUCAAUAAGGAUUCCUACCUCGUGCUCGAGAAGCUGCCCGCCGAGUACGACUCCCGUGUCAAGGCGAUGGAGGUGGACGAGCGGCCGCAGGAGCAGUACUCCGAUAUCGGAGGCUGUGACAAGCAAAUUCAGGAGCUGAUCGAGGCCGUCGUGCUGCCAAUGACGCACAAGGACCGCUUCAUCAACCUCGGCAUCCACCCACCAAAGGGCGUUCUGCUCUACGGGCCUCCCGGCACCGGCAAGACGAUGAUGGCCCGUGCCGUCGCCGCGCAGACCAAGUCGACCUUCCUGAAGCUGGCCGGCCCGCAGCUCGUCCAGAUGUUCAUCGGUGACGGCGCGAAAUUGGUCCGUGACGCGUUCGCGCUCGCCAAGGAGAAGGCGCCGGCCAUCAUCUUCAUCGACGAGCUCGACGCCAUUGGCACGAAGCGUUUCGACUCGGAGAAGGCCGGUGACAGGGAGGUGCAGAGGACCAUGUUGGAGCUGCUCAAUCAACUCGACGGCUUCCAGCCCAAUGAUGACAUCAAGGUGAUCGCGGCCACAAAUCGUAUCGACGUGCUCGACCCGGCCCUCCUGCGUUCCGGCCGUUUGGACAGAAAAAUCGAGCUCCCGCACCCGAACGAGGAAGCCCGUGCCCGAAUUAUGCAGAUCCACUCGCGCAAGAUGAAUGUCCACAAAGACGUCAACUUCGAGGAGCUCGCCCGCUGCACCGAGGACUUCAACGGGGCCCAGUGCAAGGCCGUCUGCGUCGAAUCGGGUAUGAUCGCGUUGCGCCGAGAGGCGCUCGAGAUCCUCCACGAAGACUUCAUGGACGCCAUCCUCGAGGUGCAGGCCAAGAAGAAGUCGUCGCUCAACUACUACGCC
Mesorhabditis spiculigera is the source of this 1344-nucleotide messenger RNA. NCBI's taxonomy places the organism in Eukaryota, Metazoa, Nematoda, Chromadorea, Rhabditida, Rhabditidae. The record is from the annotation of a GenBank genome assembly.